AUGGUGUUGGAUUCAAAUGUUUGUAAAAAACGAUUAUAUAUCGAGCAUUGUGUUAAUGUUACCAAAUCCUUAUGCGAACAAUGCGACUUUUGGCACAAUAAGAGGGACGAUAAACUGUUUUGUGACACACUUAAUUUGACCAAAACACUUCUUAUUAUAUUUUUGGGGUGCGUUUUGGUACUGAUUAUUACUUCGAUCGUUGUGAGUCUCAUCGGAUACCAAAUCAUACAUUCUCGACAUCUUUAUAAUGAGAGGAAAAAGAAAGGGGUAAUAUCAGUUCAUGAUAUUAAAGAACCAUUAAACUGUUUUAUAGAUGGGAUAUACACUGAUAGUUCAAUUAUAGAUCUGGGAGUUGAUGUCCCUGUUAAUAAAACAAGCACAUUUACAACACUUUUUGCUAACAAAUUGGAUUUAUUGGUCAAGCUUCAAUUGGUCUAUAGACAAAACAAUAGUUACGAUAUCACCAUCUCUCCUCAAGUUGUAACUUUGCGACCCAAUGACGCAUGUGUUUUUACAAUUGAUAUUACACCGAAAUACUCUGGCGAUUUUGAUGGAUUUUUAACUUUAAGUUGCGUAUUUCUACGUUGUGGAAUAGAAACAGUGAAAGCACUCCCAUUAAUCUUUUCGACGGAACUUUCAACGUGGAUAGACAGUAGUUGUAUCUCCAAUAUGACUGAGAUAGGACGAGGAGGGAACGGUACAGUCUAUCGAGGUAUAUACAGAGACAGAGUUGUGGCAGUUAAGACUAUGAAAUGUGCUAAUAUGUGUGACACGGACGACGAAUUUACAACAGAAGUUGAUAUGUUACAAAAAAUGCGAAGUCUGUUUGUUCUUGAAUUUGUUGGUGCUGUACUUGUUGGGGAGAAAAAGAUGAUUGUCAUGGAAUUUAUCAAAAAUGGGAAUCUUGAAACGAUCAUAAAGAAGUAUACAUACCAAAAAGAUGAGAAAGAAGUUGUGCAAAUUAUAAAAAUAUCAAAAGAAAAACAGCAAGACGUACAAAACACAAUUCAAGACAAAUCAAUUAGAAACGAUGAAAUAAAAUCAAGUGAUGAAAAAUCAAAUGUUCUGUUGCAGACAAACUCGUCACUGCAAUAUAAAACUGAAAACUUUCAAAAAGCUGAAGACCAUCUUCUCAUUAGCAAUAUAAAAAAAGAAAACACUAACGCACUUCAAAAUUCAUCAGACAAACUUAACAUUAUUGGUGAUGUCUCAAGUCAACAUACUUUAAUUAAUACAUUAAAUUCUCAGAACAAUUCUGCUUCAAGUACCAUCGGUCACAUUAAAAAAAUUCAGAACAGUCCAUUGAGUUUAGAAAAUCUCUUAACAAAUCACAAAUCAUUAAUUCAACAUCCACAUCAAAAGCUCUCAAAAAACGUCCGUUAUAAAAUGUUAUUAGAUGCAGCCAAAGGAGUAGAGUACCUGCACACCAACGGUAUUCUCCAUAGAGACAUUAAGCCCGGGAAUAUAUUAGUAGAAGAAUUGGAGAAUAUCACCGAGGUGAAUGCAAAAUUGUCUGAUUUUGGGAGUGCGAGAAAUGUGAAUUUGUUGAUGUCAAAUUUGACGUUUACUCGAGGAGUUGGAACGCCUUCGUUUAUGGUACCAGAGAUAUUGAACGGACAGAAAUACUCAAUUGAAGCGGAUGUGUAUGCACUUGGAAUCACUUUCUUCGAAGCGUUUGCGUGGGAAGAGGCUUGUGUGGAUGUGAAAUAUUUCUUUGAAAUAGCAGAACGUGUGUGUAAGGGAGAACGUCCAAAAAAUAAAAAUUUGACUGAAAAAGAAAUAAAAAUACUUGAAAAGAUGUGGGCGCAAAAUAAACAUGAUAGAGUUCCAAUAGAAGAUGUUGUUAAUAUUAUGCAAAUAAUGUUGGAUAAAGUUCGAUAA
Entamoeba invadens IP1 is the source of this 1881-nucleotide messenger RNA. Its product is annotated as protein serine/threonine kinase, putative. Gene Ontology annotation, molecular function: protein kinase activity; ATP binding. Lineage: Eukaryota; Evosea; Mastigamoebida; Endamoebidae. The record is from RefSeq and is a predicted model, not a curated record. The coding region runs from base 1 to 1881 and encodes 626 amino acids. Gene Ontology annotation, biological process: protein phosphorylation. The transcript has a single exon.